GACAAUCUACUAACCCUCCCACCGAGUCGACACCGCACAACCACCCAACAUGUCGACCACACAGAGCGUCCAGUGCUUUGGCAAGAAGAAGACCGCCACCGCUGUCGCCCACUGCAAGCAGGGCAAGGGUCUGAUCAAGGUCAACGGAAAGCCUCUCUCGCUCGUCGAGCCACAAAUUCUCCGCUUCAAGGUCUACGAGCCAGUUCUCAUCCUCGGCCUCGACAAAUUCGCCGAUGUCGACAUCCGCGUUCGCGUCCGUGGUGGUGGUCACACCUCGCAGGUCUACGCUAUCCGUCAGGCUAUCGCCAAGAGCAUCAUCGCCUACUACCAGAAGUACAUCGACGAGCACUCCAAGAACCAGCUGAAGCAGGCUCUCGUCGCCUACGACCGUACCCUCCUCGUUGCCGACAACAGACGAUGCGAGCCAAAGAAGUUCGGCGGUCCCGGUGCGCGUGCCAGAUACCAGAAGUCCUACAGAUAAACGGCAAAACGACAAAAGCGAUGGAGCUGGAGUGUGUUCUGGGUUGCAGCAUGGCUUUGGGCGCUUGUGGAGACGCAGCUACAUGGGCGCUGUGUUGCGCAAGUGGAUAGCAAUUGCGUCGGGCUCUAUGGUUUGAGCUAGGCAAAUCGAAGAUUCUCUCGUGC
Messenger RNA from Zymoseptoria tritici IPO323, 645 nucleotides. RefSeq names its product 40S ribosomal protein S16. The transcript is spliced from 3 exons. NCBI's taxonomy places the organism in Eukaryota, Fungi, Ascomycota, Dothideomycetes, Mycosphaerellales, Mycosphaerellaceae. Gene Ontology annotation, biological process: translation; maturation of SSU-rRNA from tricistronic rRNA transcript (SSU-rRNA, 5.8S rRNA, LSU-rRNA). Gene Ontology annotation, cellular component: cytosolic small ribosomal subunit; ribosome. The record is from RefSeq and is a predicted model, not a curated record. Gene Ontology annotation, molecular function: RNA binding; structural constituent of ribosome. Bases 50 to 481 code for a protein of 143 amino acids.